GAGUGUCGGCGCGGAGCGAGCCAGAAUGCGGGCCAGUGCGCAUGCGCCGGUAAACAAGCGAACGUCUGCCCCAGCAGGCAGCGGGAGGGGUACGCACGCACGCUUGAACUUUCGGCUUCAGCCAUCAGCCAACCAGUCGUUCGCGCUGUGGGGGCCGGGAAUGGAGUUUGCGAAGAGUUGAGUAGAGGCGGUGUUGUGCCGUGUGCGUGUGUGAGCGACACCUGCUGUUGGUUUUUUUUUUUUCAAGAACCUUUUUGAAAACCACGGUACAGCGUGUGCAGUGAUCUCGGCACGCCAUUGCUGGUUAUCCCAACGACCGACUGCGCGGUGAGGAUGUCUGGCUACCAGUCCGGCGGCAUGGCGGGGGAGAUGUGGGUCCAGUGGUUCUCGUGCUGCAUCAACCAGCCGGCGGCGCAGCAGAGGAAGCGGCGGACGAGGCAGCGGAUCGACCGGUCCAUGAUCGGCGAGCCGACCAACUUCCAGCACACCGGCCACAUCGGCUCGGGAGACGUGGACAUGGGCACCUCGCACCUGCGCGCGCUGCAGAACCAGAUGCAGUCCAAGGGCGGCUACGAGACCGCCUUCCCCGUCAAGGCAUGCUAGAAAAGACUGCUCCUCAGACUGUAAUAUAUUUACUUUGUAAAUAGACGGUGUACAUGCCGGCUGUUCGGAAUGGCAGUGCUGUGUGUUUGAACCAAGAUGGUGAUUUUAUUAUAGUGUUGUGUGUGUGUGUAUUAGUUACUGCGUAUAACUGGUUAAAAAUGUUCUGAUUCCUUAUCCCUGAAAAUUUUAAUGAACCUUAAUGUAUACCUGUGUUGUUUAUUUGUAAACCAUUUGUUUUAAAUUGUAAUGAGUGAUUCUUAAAAUACUUACACAUGUGUACUGGUAUAGAUGCACAUUACUCAUAAAUGAACAUUUACCUAACUAUUAGCACAUGUUAAGAUAUGCAUUAUUGUGUUACUGUGGUAGGUUUGAUUGAAAACUGUUAGUGCAGUAUUGGGUAGUACAAUACUAGGCAAACUGGUGGUUCUGUAAUUUUUUUUUGUUUUUUAGUUUUAGCCUACAAAGACACGGUAUCAUUUUAGCUAAGUUCCUUUUGUAGUAUUGAACAAACUUGUUUUUUAAAUAUAAAUACUAGGUAAGAUUUUUCAGAACAUCUCUCUUCUUGUCACAUUCAAAGAUCUUAUAUGGUAAGAACAUUGUCUGAAUUAUAUUUCUCUUUUCAUAUUUGUGCCUUAAAGGCACAGAGAAAUACUUAAUAAUUCUUUCAAUUAUACAUCCCUGAAAAUUUAUUUCUUAAAUUUUAGCAGCUGUCAAAUAGUAACUACCUAGACAAUCCAGAUUUAUUGUGAUAUAUGUUGGCUAAAGUUCAAUUAAGAAAUACAUUUUAGUAGUUGGUAGUUCUGUGACGGUGAUGUAAAUCUUACAACACUUCAUAUAUAUUUAUUCUCUUUUGGAAUUUUAUUGGAAGAAUGUAAAAUCUUUCUUGGUCACUUGGGGAAGAAAAAAGAAACUACAUUAACUGCAGUUCACUAUUUUCAUUUAUUAUCAAACAAGAUGUAAUUCAUUUUUUUUUGUUAUUUUGCUUGUGGUAAUUUAUGUAUGAGAUGGAUUAUAACUUAUCUUAUUUUAAUUAAUUGUUUUAAUGCAUGUGUAAGUGGUGACCACAACAUUUUGUCAUUGAAUUGUAUUUCUGGGUUUUUUAAAAUGUGCAAAAUUUUGUGUGUGUGUGAAAUUUAAUAAUUUAAUGUUGAUUGUAUUUUUACUCUCUUUAUGCCCAAAAAUACCAAAGAAGAUGAAAAACUAAGUACUUUCUGAGAUGAAUUUAUCAUAACUUGGAUAUUAAGCACUACAGUAAAUGUCUGACUAAAAAAUGAACAAGAUGAUAUACAACUAUUAAAUGACAUAUUAAACAUAACUAUUCUUCAGGUAUCUCCCAGUUUAAAAAUGUAAAUACACAGUGUAUAGUUAAAAUUUAUUUUAAGCUUUAUGUAUAGAAAUUUGUGUUUGAGUUUUUUAAACUGUAUUAUUACAGAUAAUUUAUUGUUGUCUUUGAAUAAUUUCCAAGUAAAAUUGUUUUUAUUCAUGUAGUUUAUCCUGGUAUAUUUGGUAUUAGUUAUUUGAGUUAUAUAACUUAAUUUUGGCUCUACAGAGAUUUAAAAUUAGUAAAUUCAUUCAAGUUUUCAAGUAUUUAUACACUUUAGUUACUUUGAAAUUUGCAACAGCUGCAACAAAGGAUUUUUUUUCCCUUUGUUUUAAAUGUUUUGUUUAGGACAUUACAAGUAUUGCAUUCAGUAACUCGGUAUAAUUUAGAGUUCCUUGAAAGCAAAAGCUGAAAUACAACACUCAAACAUUAAUUAUAUGCAAAUAUGUUAAAAUUUUAGCUAUGUAGACUCUAAAUAAUAUUGCUGUUGUAGUGUAAAGUUAGUUAUAAAAAAUUGUGAAAAAUGUGUGGUUAAAAAUGUAAUGAAGUAGAAAUAUAAUGAUACCUUUAUUGUAUUUGUACCACUACUGUACUGUUGCUGUGAGAAAUUCUUUUACAUUGAUAACCUGUAAUGUGACUACUCCUGUUCUACAAGUAUUGUUGCAGAUGAUGUAUUAAAAUAAAAAAAACAGUAUUUUGAAAA
Bacillus rossius redtenbacheri is the source of this 2627-nucleotide messenger RNA. It is a transcript of the gene Spec2, whose product is annotated as CDC42 small effector protein homolog. The transcript is spliced from 4 exons. Gene Ontology annotation, cellular component: plasma membrane. The record is from RefSeq and is a predicted model, not a curated record. NCBI's taxonomy places the organism in Eukaryota, Metazoa, Arthropoda, Insecta, Phasmatodea, Bacillidae. Bases 334 to 603 code for a protein of 89 amino acids. Gene Ontology annotation, molecular function: small GTPase binding. Gene Ontology annotation, biological process: regulation of Rho protein signal transduction.